AUGGCCGACGACGCCCCCACUGAGGAUGCGCAAAUCACCUUCAACGUCAAGGCUGCCAACGACCAGAAACAUGUCCUCACGCUACCUGCCGCCACCACAGUGGCCGAUCUGAAGACCAAGCUUUCCGAUGUCGAAUACGCAGAUUUGCCGCCCGAACGUCAGCGCUUGAUCUACUCGGGCCGCGUCCUCAAGGACCAUGACACGCUUGCUAGCACAAAGAUCAAGGAUGGUCAUACCAUACACCUGGUGAAGGGUGCCGCCAGCAACGCGCGGCAGAACCCAGCGGGCGGGGCAAGUUCCACUGGAGGAAGUACGCCGGCGGCGGCGCAGGUUCCUACCAACAUAGCGGCGGGUACAGGAAACAACCCUCUUGCUGGCUUGACUGGUGCGCGAUAUGCCGGAUUCCAUGGGCUCCCUGGAAUGGACAGCUUUGGUCCGGAUGGCGGUAUGGGCGGAACCGAUCCCAACCAGCUCCUACAGAUGAUGGAAGACCCGAACUUCCUCCAACAGAUGAACGAGGCCAUGGACAAUCCUGCCGUCAUAGAUAUGAUGCAGAAUAGCCCCAUGGUCCGCAAUAACCCCAUGGUAGCUGAGAUGUUGCGCAACCCAGAAUUGCGUAGAGCAAUGUUCAACCCGGAGAUGAUGCGCAUGCAACUUCAGAUGCAGCGCGCGAUGAACCAGAACAAUGGCGGCUCCAGCUUUCCCAUGCCCGGCGCAACCAACACCACACCCCAGAACUCCACCGGAACGCAGGACCAGACCUCAAACACCACAUCCCCAAACCCAGCGGCGGCAGAUCCGUUUGCAAGCCUUUUGGGCGGAGGCUUCGGUGGCGGUGCGGGAGCGGGAGCGAAUAAUCCGUUCGCUUCAUUACUCGGAGGAGGCGCAAACCCCUGGGGUCCACCGCAACAAACUCAGACAUCGACAUCGACACCGUCCAGCACAGAAGCGAAUCCAUCAACGAGUGCGGGAACGACAGAAAUUAGCCAAGGUGCACAAAACACCUCCACUUCAUCACCUCCGCCUGCGAAUCCAUUUGCCUCUCUCUUUGCCCCGCCACCUACUGGAUCCGACACUGGCGCACAACAACCAAAUCCCAUCGCUGAGAUGUCACGGCAAAUGAUGCAGAACCCAGAGAUGAUGCGCGCAGCUAUGCAAAUGUUCGGCGGUGCCGGCGGCAAUAACCCCUUUGGACAGCCACCGUCCAACCCCGCAGACUCCACAAGCGCUGCAAGUUCGGCGCAAGGCAACCCAUUCGCCGCCCUCCUCGGGCCUGGCGGCGGCUUUGGUGGUGCCGGUGGUUUCGGUACGCCUCCUCCACAAGACAACCGACCACCGGAGGAAGUCUACGAGAGCCAGCUCAGGCAACUGAACGAGAUGGGUUUCUACGAGUUUGAGCGAAACGUGACCGCUCUACGGCGGAGCGGAGGCAAUGUGCAAGCUGCAAUUGAGUUCCUACUGGGUGGCGGGUCGUAG
This is a messenger RNA of Didymosphaeria variabile, 1476 nucleotides long. RefSeq lists its product as uncharacterized. Gene Ontology annotation, biological process: ubiquitin-dependent protein catabolic process. The record is from RefSeq and is a predicted model, not a curated record. NCBI's taxonomy places the organism in Eukaryota, Fungi, Ascomycota, Dothideomycetes, Pleosporales, Didymosphaeriaceae. The transcript has 2 exons. The coding region runs from base 1 to 1476 and encodes 491 amino acids. Gene Ontology annotation, cellular component: cytosol. Gene Ontology annotation, molecular function: polyubiquitin modification-dependent protein binding.